Molecule: messenger RNA, 5250 nt
Organism: Solea solea (common sole)
Lineage: Eukaryota; Metazoa; Chordata; Actinopteri; Pleuronectiformes; Soleidae
Product: F-BAR and double SH3 domains protein 2-like
Exons: 20
Coding region: 200-2479 (759 amino acids)
Biological process (GO): regulation of actin filament polymerization; neuromuscular synaptic transmission
Cellular component (GO): neuromuscular junction; recycling endosome
Molecular function (GO): protein binding
Source: RefSeq, a predicted model, not a curated record
AUUGUGACCAGCUUGACGUUCAUGUUUUCUGUUCCCUGGGGCCACAGUGUUUUCAACGGGACUCAACUUACCACUUUACUGGACUCGCCAUGGCCGCUUGAUCCGGCCUGAAAUAUCCCCCGUUCUUCGACACAUUUACACAAACUUUUUUCAGAUAAACUUUCGGCUUUUGUGUUAGUUUUUAUGUCAAGGAACGAGGAUGCAACCCCCACCGAGAAAGGUCCGGGUCACCCAGGAGCUGAAACACAUUCAUGCAGAGCAGUUGAGCAGAUUAAACAUCAAACACCAGACAGAAUGUGACCUCCUGGAAGACUUGAGGAGUUUUAGCCAAAAGAGGGCAGCUGUUGAGAGAGACUACGCCCAGGCUUUGCAGAAGUUGGCGAAUCAGUAUCUAAAGCGGGAAUGGCCCGACAGUGUGACAGAAGAACAAGCUGACCACAGGAACAUGUACUGUGUGUGGAGGGCGUAUCUGGAGGGCACGGUCCAGGUCACCCAGUCCAGAAUCAGUACCUGCGAUAACUACAAAGUCCAGGUCGCAGAUCCGGCUAAGACGGCCAGGCUGCAGAAGGAGCAGCAGCUGAGGAAGUGCAUCGAGCAGCUGACGGUGGCUCAGGCUGAGCUGCAGGAGACGGUGAAGGAGCUGACGAAGAGCAGGAAGAAAUACCAGGAGACGGAGAUGAUGGCUCAGGCCGUCAGGGAGAAGGCAGAGCUGGACGCCAAGUCCAAGUUAAGUCUGUUCCAGUCCAGAUCCAGUCUGCAGAGAGCAAGCGUGAAGCUGAAAGCCAAGAGGAGCGAAUGUAACUCCAAAUCUACCCACGCCAGAAACGAAUACCUUCUCACGUUAGCAGCCGCCAACGCUCACCAGCAGCGCUACUACGACACGGACCUUGUGGACUGCAUCAAGGUGUUAGACGGCAGAAUCUAUGAGCAGGUAAAGGAUUACCUGGUGGCGAUGUGUCAGACGGAGCUGGAAACUUACCAGGCCGUCCACGACACCUUCAACCAGCUGCUCAACAGCUCACACGGGGUGCUGCAGGAUUUUCACCAGCAGCUGUUUGCACAGAAGAACCCGAUGUUUCAGCGAGCUCUGGACUUCAUGUACCAGCCCAUCGACUCUGAUACGGUGAUGCAGCUGCAGAAGGAGAGCGGGACGACGGAGGAGCACAGUCUGGACAAGGAGGCCAGGAAAUGGGCGAGUCGCGUGGCCCGAGAAUACAAGAGCGUCAUCCACACACAGAGGGCUCUGGAAGAAUACGGGACGCAGGAGUCGUCAGAGCAAAUCAACAGUGAGCUGGAGACGAAGAUGGAGGUGGCCAGACAGAGUCUGAGGAGGGCAGAGACGGUGAAGGUGAAAGCAGAGGCUCGCCUGGACUUGCUGAGGCAGGCGGGAGUCGCCGUGGAGACGUGGCUGAAGAGCGCGAUGAACCAGGUGAUGGAGGAGCUGGAGAACGAACGCUGGAACGCCCUCAACACCCAUGAUCCUUCACUCUCUGGGACGGCAGAUUUGGAGCGAGAGGACGAGGAGGAGAUGGAGGACAGCGGUGAGGUGUUGGACGACAGCAGCUCCAGUCCGUCCAGCACUUUGAAAAACUAUCCGCUCACCUGCAAAGUGCUCUACUCAUACAAGUCGUCUCAGCCAGAUGAACUGACCAUCGAGGAGCAGGAAAUCUUAGAGGUCAUAGAUGAUGGCGACAUGGAGGACUGGGUGAAGGCCAGAAACCGCAGUGGACAGGUCGGCUACGUCCCGGAGAAAUACCUGCAGCUGCCGUCGUCCAACAGCCUGCUGAGUAUGCUGCAGUCUCUGGCUGCGCUGGACGCCCGCUCCCAUUCCUCCAGCAACUCCACCGAACCCGAGAUCGAGCUACCGACCGGCUCCGUCAACGGAGACUCCAACGUGUCAUUUGCGAAGGCCUUGUACGACUACGCGGCACAAACGGAAGACGAGCUGUCGUUCCCGGAGGGCGCCAUCAUCCGCAUCCUGAGCAGAGAGACCCACGAGGACGACGGCUUCUGGGAGGGAGAGUUCAACGGCAUCGUCGGCGUCUUCCCGGCCGUGCUGGUGGAGGACCUCGUCUGUCUCAGCGAGAACGGAGACGGACAAAGAGAAGGCAGCGCACAGGCGUCUCCCUCCCCUCUGGCUCAGUGCGAUCGAUCUCCCCGUAGUCCCUUCCAGCCCGGUCCUCUCCACAGCAGUCCCCUGCAGACGCCCACCAUGUCGUCGCCUCUGGCCAGUCCCUGCAGCGCCACAGCGUCUCCCAUCGGCCGCCCGCCCGCCUAUCACAACGGGCAUCACAGGCCGCCGCCAGCGCCACACAAAAGCCCCUUUCAGAGUCCAUCACAGGGUUCACCACAACCUCCUAAAUACCCAGAGAGCACAGCAGGCUCCAUCCGACCGGUCCGCGCUGCUCCUCCGCCCCCGAAGCAGCAUCCUCGUGGGCAGGUAAAGCGGAGAGAGGAGGUGGAGAUCACGCUGGUGUGACCACGUCACCCUGGUGGUGGCAGCAGCAGCAGCAGCAGCAGCAGCAGCAGCGGUGGCAGCGACUUCUCCUCAAACCAGUUGGUAUUUGGCGCCUCUGCGCUUUUAAACACACUCCCAAAGGAAACUUAAAAGAGGAAACUUAAACCCCCCUGAAGACACGUCCACUCUGUCCUCAGAGGGUCAGUGAGCUGUGGAGGACGACUGUGUCUUUAUCCUCCUCUCAGUGUUUCUCAUGUCUCAGACUCCCUUUCCCAACAUUUGUCUCAUAUUUGAAAAUAGACAGAAAACGAUGAGGGUUUUCUCCAGGUUCUCUGGUGUCCUCCCACAGUCAGUCCAAAAACAUGCAGAUUUGUCUCUACGUGUGUCCCUGUGAUGGACUGAUGGACCUGUCUGGGGUGUGACCCAGCCUUUUCACCCCAAUGUCAGCUGGAAUUGGCACCAGCGCCUCCUCAUGUGGAGGAUAAAGCGGGAGAAGAUGAGUGAGUGAGUGAGUGAGAGUGAAAAUUCUGAAAAAAUAUGCAGCUCAUUUUCCUGCGAUGCAGACGUGAAUCGAUGAACAACUGAUUUAUUGCAUUGAGACUUUAAAACACGUAAUUACUUGUUUUUAAUCACGUCAGUUUCAAAUCGGUAUGUUUUCUGGCAAAAGCGUCAGAGGAGAAGAUUGAUGCCAGUUUCAUUUCUGUUUUUAAACACAAACCUUUGAACAAAUAGACUGUGGUGAAAUGUUCCACACAGUUUAUUUACUCAACCGUCAAGACAUAAACACCUUCUUUUUCCUGCAAUGUUAAAGAAAAAAGGGGAAUAUUUAAUUAAUUGAUCAACAAUACGAAAGAAAACCACGCUUCAGUAACCUUUAAUACAUGGAAUUCAUGAAUUCCAAUACAAGCAGUCUGUGUUUUUUCUGUUUUUUAAAGGUUUUCUUUGCAGUGCAGUUAGCUUUUGCUGGAGUUACAGUAACUGUAUGCAAAGUAGUUGUAGUGGAACGACCAAUAGGGGGCGCCCUCUCUUUCUUUGAAGACUGUAAACACACCAAGUGCCCUGUUCCCACCGACUGAACCUUUAAUACAUGUACUAAUGAAUUUCAGUACAAACAGACUAAAGGUUCCCCCUGUUUCCAGUCUGUAUGCUAAAAUAAGCUAAGCUAAUUCCCUCUUGCCUUCACUUUUAAUAUGUUUACCACACAAACACAAAAGGCAUCAAUCUUCUAAUUCUGUGCACGAAAGGAAAUCAUUUAUUUAAAAAAAAAAAAGAAAUGCUUGCAUUUGAAUUUGCAUAUUAUUGAUAAUAAUCUCUAUAAUAGAGAUUAGCGAACUGAAAGCAUAGCAAACGUAUAGUUGAGCCCAGUAAUCCACGACUUGCGUGGUUUCCGUAAACCUGGCGUUGGCGUGCCCACAGUUUUCCACAGUUUUGUCCACAAUCCUCGUACUUCUAUGCAACAGAGUUUAGAGUUAUUUGGCAGGAUGUCGCAUUUUUGUCGUGAACAUGCAGCUUCAACGCAAAAAACCAAAAGUCCCGCCGUCUCCACUCCACUCGAUUAAAAACGCCAGCGCCGGGCGAGGCUGGUCCUCGCCAAGAAAAACACACACAGCGCAACUGCACCGCGCAGUUACGUAUUACGUAAACAAGGGAAAAGUGGCAAUUUUACUUACGUGAUAGUUUGAAUCUCCUAGGAAAAAAAAAAUUUAAAGUUUAAAUCCUUUGCAUUUAUAAUGGUUCUUUUUUUUUUUCUUCUUCUCCUAGUCGUCGUUUUCUUUGCACCAAAAGUUAAGGAAUUCUUGAACAUUUAAGGGAGAGACGUAGUGCGUACAUACAUAGUCUAACUUUUCUUUUUUCCUCUUGUGUUGUAAAAUAAAAAGAUCUAGAAAAUUGUUAUUAUGACUCUUAUGUUGCCAGUAAGGUUUGACUGGUUUGUUGAGGAGUGGGUUGCCGUUGGCGACGGUUAACACUGAGAUUUAUGUGCAGUUUAAACGCGCCUUCUUCAUUUUUUUUUAACGGAGGAAACCAUCCUGAGCUGCUAGCUAGUCCAGAUUAAGAGAAAAUAAGAAUCCAUAGUGAAGCACUUUUUUGACGUCUUCUUAUUCCUUUUCAGUAUUGUGGAUGCUACGUUUGUUUUGUUCAACAUUUCUUGUUUGACGUUUUUUGUUUACCAGCUAUAUUGGUAUAAAUAUUUUCCUUUUAUCGGCUCUUGCGUUAUUUAGCCUUAAAUAAAUAGCCAUUGUAGUGUCUUUUGAUUUUCUUUUUUUUUUUUUUUUUUAAUAUUAAUAGUUUACAGAGAGCUUGGAGAUGGAUAUCUGUACAAAUAAUAGCACAGCUUUUUUGUUUUUGUUUGUUUUUUCUGUUUUUUAAAUUUAGAAUUAGAUUAAAAAAAAUAAUAAUAAUAAAAAAAACAACCUUUUAAAGCCGUAGUCGGAUUCGAUCAGAGGAAAAGAGAUAUCUGUCGGCCAUGUCGCUGUGUUCUCGUUGAUCUCCUUGAGAUCUGAAUGACAUCAAACUUAUUUUUGAAGUUUGCAUUUACCCUGUUGUAUUAACAAAAAAACUAUAUUACAAAACAGAUCUCUUUUUUUCCCCAACAGAGACGUUUAUUUUUUUUUGUUUUUGUUAACUUGCUACUGGUCCUGAUUCCACGUUAAGUCUGAAUCUGAAAUUCAGUUCCCUCGUUUUACAGUGUCAGCUGUUGAGUUUCAUAUUUACACACCAGUGUAUGUUCAAUUGUAUUUAUUGUGUACAAAUAAAUGUGAAAUAAAGAUAGAUAACAUGACAGAAACAAGACU